AUGGGACUUGCUGGAUCAACAAUCCAAACCCCGGGACCAUCCCUUCAUGACAUGAUGCUCUUUGAUGUCGACAGGGUAAUAGAGUCACUCGGUGUUGACAGGGAGUUCAUGCGAGAUGUCAAAUCUCGCAGGCUAUGGAGCAGGGACGAAUGGAUGGAUGCUGUUCGAACUCCCGCUGUGGAUAAAGAAGGUUUUGCAGAGCUGUGGUUAAGGACGACAUCCCUAAGCGAAGAACCCCCGAUUAAACCAAUUCGGAAAUUAUCAUUCGAAAAUUACAUUUUCAUCUAUUUCAGCAAGAUCAUCCAGCUUGUGGAACAUUUUGAUUACCAUGGGCACUGCUGUCUUGUUUUCAAGCUCUAUGGUCUUAGUGUUUUCGAUUUUCAGAGGAAGUACAACUUUCGACCGUAUCAUAUAGAUGAUACGCGACACAUCAUGUAUCAGAUUUGCUAUGCUGUGAAAUUCUUACAUGACAACAAGUUGACACAUACCGAUCUUAAACCAGAGAACGUACUUUUUGUCUGUGACGACUCCUAUACAGAAAAAUUUGGAAAUGUGAUCUUCUCAACGCUUCUGUUACGCAGCAAGAACAAUCCAUUUCUCGAUCGUCUUGUUACGUGGGUUGAGAAACAGAUCAUUUACAACAAAGGGAAGCGCUCUGCUCAGUGGAUGGACGAGGAUGAAGUUCCCAAGCACUUUCCGAAGUCGAAAAUGCACCCGAAGAAGACCAUGGUGACUUUGUGGUAG
Messenger RNA from Necator americanus (New World hookworm), 744 nucleotides. RefSeq lists its product as uncharacterized. Gene Ontology annotation, biological process: regulation of RNA splicing; protein phosphorylation. The record is from RefSeq and is a predicted model, not a curated record. NCBI's taxonomy places the organism in Eukaryota, Metazoa, Nematoda, Chromadorea, Rhabditida, Ancylostomatidae. The transcript has 5 exons. Gene Ontology annotation, cellular component: nucleus. Gene Ontology annotation, molecular function: protein serine/threonine kinase activity; ATP binding; nucleic acid binding. Bases 1 to 744 code for a protein of 247 amino acids.